AUGUCUGAAAGACCAAAAGAUGUCACACUAACACAUGGGGCCACAAACAUUACAGAUGAGGAAACCGACUACACAUCACAGAAGUCUGAAAUACCAAAAGAUGUCACACUAACACAUGGGGCCACAAACAUUACAGAUGAGGAAACCGACUACACAUCACAGAUGUCUGAAAGACCAAAAGAUGUCACACUAACACAUGGGGCCACAAACAUUGCAGAUGAGGAAACCGACUACACAUCACAGAAGUCUGAAAGACCAAAAGAUGUCACACUAACACAUGGGGCCACAAACAUUAGAGAUGAGUCUGAAAGACCAAAAGAUGUCACACUAACACAUGGGGCCACAAACAUUACAGAUGAGGAAACCGACUACACAUCACAGAAGUCUGAAAGACCAAAAGAUGUCACACUAACACAUGGGGCCACAAACAUUACAGAUGAGGAAACCGACUACACAUCACAGAAGUCUGAAAGGCCAAAAGAUGUCACACUAACACAUGGGGCCACAAACAUUAGAGAUGAGGAAACCGACUACACAUCACAGAUGUCUGAAAGACCAAAAGAUGUCACACUAACACAUGGGGCCACAAACAUUACAGAUGAGGAAACCGACUACACAUCACAGAAGUCUGAAAUACCAAAAGAUGUCACACUAACACAUGGGGCCACAAACAUUACAGAUGAGGAAACCGACUACACAUCACAGAUGUCUGAAAGACCAAAAGAUGUCACACUAACACAUGGGGCCACAAACAUUGCAGAUGAGGAAACCGACUACACAUCACAGAAGUCUGAAAGACCAAAAGAUGUCACACUAACACAUGGGGCCACAAACAUUACAGAUGAGGAAACCGACUACACACCACAGAAGUCUGAAAGACCAAAGGAUGUUACACUAACACAUGGGGCCACAAACAUUGCAGAUGAGGAAACCGACUACACAUCACAGAAGUCUGAAAUACCAAAAGAUGUCACACUAACACAUGGGGCCACAAACAUUACAGAUGAGGAAACCGACUACACAUCACAGAUGUCUGAAAGACCAAAAGUUGUCACACUAACACAUGGGGCCACAAACAUUACAGAUGAGGAAACCGACUACACAUCACAGAAGUCUGAAAUACCAAAAGAUGUCACACUAACACAUGGGGCCACAAACAUUACAGAUGAGGAAACUGACUACACAUCACAGAUGUCUGAAAGACCAAAAGAUGUCACACUAACACAUGGGGCCACAAACAUUGCAGAUGAGGAAACCGACUACACAUCACAGAAGUCUGAAAGACCAAAAGAUGUCACACUAACACAUGGGGCCACAAACAUUACAGAUGAGGAAACCGACUACACACCACAGAAGUCUGAAAGACCAAAGGAUGUCACACUAACACAUGGGGCCACAAACAUUGCAGAUGAGGAAACCGACUACACAUCACAGAAGUCUGAAAUACCAAAAGAUGUCACACUAACACAUGGGGCCACAAACAUUACAGAUGAGGAAACCGACUACACAUCACAGAUGUCUGAAAGACCAAAAGAUGUCACACUAACACAUGGGGCCACAAACAUUACAGAUGAGGAAACCGACUACACACCACAGAAGUCUGAAAGACCAAAGGAUGUUACACUAACACAUGGGGCCACAAACAUUACAGAUGAGGAAACCGACUACACAUCACAGUAG
Schistocerca piceifrons (Central American locust) is the source of this 1680-nucleotide messenger RNA. RefSeq names its product late embryogenesis abundant protein ECP63-like. Lineage: Eukaryota; Metazoa; Arthropoda; Insecta; Orthoptera; Acrididae. The transcript is spliced from 2 exons. The record is from RefSeq and is a predicted model, not a curated record. The coding region runs from base 1 to 1680 and encodes 559 amino acids.